Aspergillus aculeatinus CBS 121060 is the source of this 1380-nucleotide messenger RNA. RefSeq names its product kinesin family protein. The transcript has a single exon. NCBI's taxonomy places the organism in Eukaryota, Fungi, Ascomycota, Eurotiomycetes, Eurotiales, Aspergillaceae. Gene Ontology annotation, cellular component: microtubule; spindle; kinesin complex. Gene Ontology annotation, molecular function: microtubule binding; microtubule motor activity; ATP binding. The record is from RefSeq and is a predicted model, not a curated record. Gene Ontology annotation, biological process: microtubule-based movement. Bases 1 to 1380 code for a protein of 459 amino acids.
AUGCAACCCUUCUCCGUCUUCGUGCGAUGGCGCCCGCUCCCACCCGACGCGUCCGACCCCACGGAACUCACCCGCGACUAUGAACCCCACCCCGCCAACAACCGCAUAUCAAUAUCCCUUCCCUCGCAGAGCCGACAACACCGUCCCUGGAAUAGCAGCCACGCAUUCACGCAGAUCUUCGAAGCAAGCGACACCAACCGCACCGUCUUCGACUCCGUAGUCGCGCCCACCUUGCCCCUGAUCCUGAACGGCGGAACCAGCAACGUCUUCGCCUACGGCCACUCCGGCAGCGGCAAAUCCCACACCAUCAUCGGCUACGACUUCGAGCACACCGAGCACUACGGCCUGUGUCUCGCAGCAGCGCAGCACCUACUGGACGCCCUGCACGCCAUCAAUCUCAAUCUCACCACUAACACCACAGACGAGGCAUCCCACCUCGGCCUCGGCCUCGGGCUCCGCAUGUACGAGCUCCGCGGCAACGAGGCCUUCGACCUCCUCAACGAUCACAAGAAGUGCCACAUCCGCGAGGGCGGCGACGGGAAGACGCACCUCCGCGGCGAGACGGAGGUGCUGGCGCACGGCCGCGUGCGGGUGCGGCCCAUUGCCACGAAAGCGUGCUGGAGCUUGGAGGAGUUCCUCGCCCACCUCCGUGGUGGGUUGGCGUUGCGCGCGACGGGGACUUCGACGGUGCAUGAGCUGAGUUCGCGGACGCAUGCCGUGCUGGAGGUGGAGGUGGUGUCCCGCGCGCUGCUGGCGGCCAGGGAGGCGGUCGUGGAGCGCGAGUCCGAGUUCGUCCCUGUUGCCAAGCGGGCGACGGAUGUUUAUCUGGAGGAAAGUUGGAAGGGGUUGGUGAAGGAUGGGACGGGGAAGUACGUCCCUAAUCCUGAGUAUCGGGUCGAUCAGGCGAGGAUUGACGAGGCAGAGGCUAGAAAGGCGGAGUUCUUGGGGUAUGUGGAGGAUGCAGCGAGGACGGUGGAGGAGGUGAUGAGGACGGCGGGACAUGCCUGUCUUGGGGGUAAGUUGGUAUUGGUGGAUCUGGCGGGGUCGGAGUUCUAUCAUGAUAAGAGUAUUGCGGCGGUGCCACGGCUGAAACCGUCUCCCCAGGAGCAGCGCGAGGGCAGGCAGAUUAAUACGGAUCUGCUCGCGCUGAAGGAGGUGAUUCGUGCCAGGGCUGCGAGGGCGGCCAGGAUCCCGUAUCGGUCUUCGCCGCUUACGAUGGUGCUGAGGGAGCAUUUUCAGGGAACGACGGGUGGGGAUGAGAAGGGCGGUUCUUGUUCGAGGAUGAUUUUGACAGUUUCGCCGGCUUUGGGUCAGGCGGCGGCCACAGUCAAUACGUUGAAGUAUGGGAAUUUGGUUGGGAUGGUAGAUCUUGGUAAGUAG